Molecule: messenger RNA, 1485 nt
Organism: Trichomonas vaginalis G3
Lineage: Eukaryota; Parabasalia; Trichomonadida; Trichomonadidae
Product: meiotic spindle elongation
Exons: 1
Coding region: 1-1485 (494 amino acids)
Biological process (GO): protein dephosphorylation
Cellular component (GO): protein phosphatase type 2A complex; cytoplasm
Molecular function (GO): protein phosphatase regulator activity
Source: RefSeq, a predicted model, not a curated record
AUGUCUGUAGCUUCCGCAAUAACUCUCUUUGAGAAAGCCGUAACACAAGACGAAAGCUCGCAAUACGAAUUUGCCUGCAAUGUCGAAAAAAUCCUCACUAGUUUUCCACCAAAAUUCAUUGCCGAAGAAUUUUAUCCAUUUAUGGCAACAUGGAUACCGCGAAAUAACGCUCGCAUAGUCAAAACACUCGCAGAAAAAGUCGAUAAGAUGGCUGCAAUUAGUGAAGCUAUAGUUAGCUUAGCACCAGUUGUAGAAUCUCUUCUUGCAGCAGAAAACGUCGCUAUAGCCAAAAUUAUCCUUCAAAAAAUUCGUACAGUUAAAUUAGGUGGUGAUGUAAUGGGCUUCUUCAAGAGAUUAGCUUCUUCUCCGCUUGAUUUUGUUCGUGCAUUUGUAGCCAAAAUUAUCAUGUUACUCAAGUCAAACGAUGACGUCAAAAACCUCAGUGCCGCAUUAAUAUGCGACCCUGCUUUCCAAGUUCGUUUCUCAAUGUGUUCGGUUAUUCCAAAGCUCCAACCAGACCUUGCAAAGGAUGUCGCCUCUUACGCUUGCUCCGACUCAAACUCAAGAGUUAAGUCUUUUCUUCCUGUUAUCUGCUCGAAAUUACCGUUUUUCUUUAAUGAUAUUGUUACUCCACUCCUAUUAGAUCAUGACUGGGCUGUCCGUGCUUCCCUCGCUCGUGAGCUUGCAAAUUCUACAGAUGACACUAAGAGUUUGACGUAUUGCAUCCAGCUCAUCAAAGAUAGCGUCUGGCAAGUCGUUCUCUGCGCUCUUACAUCACUUACAACAAUUCUCAAUCGCAAUAAAAGCGCUUCUUACGAUUUCCUGCCUCAAGUUUUAGACGUUAUCCUUAAUAACAUCACCUAUCCACAAACAUCACUUAAGAAUGCAGCAAUCGAUGCAUUCCUUUCAAUAUACACUCGUUGCACCCUCGACCAGAAGAAAGUCAACGCAUUUGUUGAAUGUGUCAUCAUCAAACAACCUCCAAACACUCGUUUACACUUCCUUGAAGCCCUCGCAACUACAAAGCACGAAUCUAUCUUCGCGCUCAUCUCAUUCCAGCUUUUCGGAGUCAUUACAAACCUUAUGGAGUCAGAUCAGUGGCGUGUUCGCCUCGGAGUGGUCCAACUGCUCUCAGCACUCGCCGCUGUCAGUAAGAAUGGAAACCUCAGCAAGCAGUUCUCGCAACUCUGCAUACAAUGCUUAGAUGACGAAGCAACACCUGUCAGAGUCGCUGCUUCUGAGCAGCUCGUCCAGUUCUUCCUCGCGGAGAAGGGAUCUGCUCUACUUCCUGAGAGUUUCGCCGCUCUAAAAGCUAGCAACUCCUUCAGAAAGAGACAAUCCGCUCUUUACAUCCUUUCCAAUAUCGGAAAGACAGUCAAGACGCCAGAACAGAAGAAUCAGAUCCUUCAGGAAUUAAAGGCCUUCGAAGGCGACGCUUGUGAAAAUGUUGUUAACCUUGCACGUGAAUUUAUUGCUAAUUUAUAA